AUGCACUCAAUUAGGGGAACGAGCAGAGAAUCCAAUUAUGAAGGCCAGGACAUAUUCAGCGACCUACCUGAUGUUAUUAUUGGUCGCAUUCUUUCCAUUCUUCCUACUAAAGAAGCCGUUCGUACGAGUAUUUUAUCCAAGAGAUGGAGAAACCUCUGGAAAUUUGUCACUAAGCUACACUUUCAAGAUAUAGAGCCAUACCGUCGCAAUAAGAUAGACAAAUUCCACUUUUUAGACUUUGUGUAUGGGGUACUAUUUCAUCUGAAUAAUACAAGAAUUCAAAGUUUCUCACUUUAUCUUUCAGAGAAAUAUGACCCUAAUCAUGUUAAUCGGUGGUUAGCUAAUAUUUUAAAUCGGGGAGUCACAGAGCUUUCAAUCAAUUCGGAAAAAGAUCUCAGCAUUUCCUCAUAUUCCAUUUUGGAAUCCCAGCCCUUAGAAAAAUUGGUGCUGAAGAUGAAAUUGGGUUUUUUCACAGUUCCCACCUUUGUUUAUCUCUCAUCCCUCAUCUUUCUCAAGUUGUCCGGAAUCAUAGUCAUAUGCAAUACCCCUUCUAAUGACUCAAAAAAUCUCACCCUUAACUUCCCAGUUCUUAGAGAGUGUGAGAUAGUGAAUUGCAGUUGGUUAAAUGUAGAAGGUGUCACUUUAGAAGUUCCUCUACUUGAAGUGCUUUCAAUAAAGCACACAAGAUCACUGUCUCCAGAUUUCCAUUCUAUAACCAAGGUUUGUGCCCCGCAUCUUAGAGAGUUAUCUUAUACUGGUCAUGGUCACCUGUUACGAGAUCCCACCUUGUUAGACCUAUCUGCAACACAUAUUUCUUCUGCUUAUAUUUAUCCGUGGCAUUCUAAACGGGAGACUGAAGAAAAAACUGUGCUUUUUGUUUGUGAGCUUCUGAAACAACUCAACAACAAUGUGGAUUGUCUAAAGAUUAGGUGGCCAAAGGAACUAUGGCAAUUUGAUGAGGAGCUUUUGAAUCCUGAAAAUGUUCCUUCGUGUUUUACAUCUAACCUUGAAGAGGUAAAGUUUAGAAAAUUAAAGGUGUUCAACAUGAGCUGCGUUUUGCCAAAUUUGUAA
Molecule: messenger RNA, 1071 nt
Organism: Glycine soja
Lineage: Eukaryota; Viridiplantae; Streptophyta; Magnoliopsida; Fabales; Fabaceae
Product: F-box/FBD/LRR-repeat protein At3g14710-like
Exons: 2
Coding region: 1-1071 (356 amino acids)
Molecular function (GO): protein binding
Source: RefSeq, a predicted model, not a curated record